AUGGUAACAAUUGCAACCAGUAGUUCUAAUCUGAACAUUACUCCACAACCGAUCAUUGUUCAUUCAUCAAAAUCUACUCAAACUCAAGCAAAUCCUAAUAAACAACAUUCAACUGUUUAUCCACUCUAUUGUUUUUCUAUAAAAGAUGGACAAAUAUUGCCUCUUAUGUUAUCAUCAUUUUCGUCUUCAAAAACCAUUCCAAUAAUCAAAGAAGUACCUUCUUCAUUUUCGUUUUGUAUCAAUAAUGAAAAAGCCGAAUAUUGUAAUCCUCCUGUUGAUUCACCGAUUGCAACACUAACAGCUGAUAUCCAUACUCAUUCGUCUCAUCAUCCAACUAUUGCAUCAAUUACAAGUUCAAAUUCAAAUACUAUUUCAUUAAAAACAACUCAAAAUCCUAUGAAAGAUGACAUAUUAUCAAAAAUUCAUCGUCCUUCAUUAUCACUACAUGAUACACGUAUAUGUCAUUUUGAUAAACGUAAUUGUUUAAUUGAAUGUUACCAUUCAUCAAAUGCAGAGAAGCAUCCAUCAAGUUUCUAUCGUUCUUCAAGUACAAAUACAAAUGCUCCUGAAGUUGUCUUUGCAGAAAGUACUUGUCAAUUAAUUAAACAAGCAUGGCUAUCAUCCAUAUCUGAUCAAUAA
Messenger RNA from Rotaria sp. Silwood1, 639 nucleotides. The record is from the annotation of a GenBank genome assembly. NCBI's taxonomy places the organism in Eukaryota, Metazoa, Rotifera, Eurotatoria, Philodinida, Philodinidae.